This is a messenger RNA of Caenorhabditis auriculariae, 3488 nucleotides long. The record is from the annotation of a GenBank genome assembly. NCBI's taxonomy places the organism in Eukaryota, Metazoa, Nematoda, Chromadorea, Rhabditida, Rhabditidae.
AUGGAACUGUCGGAGGCUAUAGAAAUCACAAGAGUGCGCGACGCAUUCAUGAGAAAAGGACCUCGGCCCUCCCAACAAGGAGAACUUUGCAUUUUUGGUAGUUUAAGCUGCUUCGAAAACGAAAUUGUGGAAAUUUCGCAGGCCAUCACUUAAUAUUUGCUCCAUCAGGAACUGAAACCUCCAAAUCUGGUGAAAAUCCAUCGGAGGAAUUUUGGGUAAGCUCUUUUUUCUACAACUCAGAUGACCUUUUUUAGAUUCUUCAUCGAGCUAUUGAUCGUGUUUUGUGUGAGCCGGUGUCAAAGGAAUACCCUUCAAAAGGCGGUUUGCUAGCCUUGAAAUGCAAAAACUUUUUGGUGGCUUUAGCUUGAAAUUUUUGAAAAUUUUUCUUUCAUUUUUAGAUUAUUAUUUUUGAAGUUGCCAAUUUGGAACACUGUAAAGCAGCGGCUAGAUCAAUCGAGGCGCUUUCUAACUUGAGUUCGUUUUUUUUACAUUCUGAACACACGAAAGUUUUUUCUUUGAAUUUGACGGUUCCAGAUGGCAUCGUCCACGAUUAUCCGUUUUUUUAUCAAGUUCCUUUCAACGUGCUUGACGACGGAUGGAUUUCUUUUGAUGUUGAACAGGAGUUUGCUCGCUUGUCCCUGUUAACCGACGCUUUUCGAAUUUCCCGCGUCAAUGAACAUUUUUCGGUGAGCAGGAAAUCGGAAAUCUCAGAUUUCGAACGAAUAUUUUCAGAUUUGUCCUUCUUAUCCGACGACGGUAAUUGUACCCAAAGGAAUUGGCGAUGAUUAUUUACGAAUUUCUGCCACAUUUCGAGAGGGCGGACGUUUUCCUGUUUUUUGCUAUUAUCACAACCUUACUAAGGUUAAAUUCCGUUUUCCAUGAGUUAUAGGUUAUUAUUAAAGCUUUUGUUUCUGAUAUAAGGAAAUAUGAAAUACUUUCGAGUUGAAAGAUCCUUCGAAAAUCUUCUCAAUUUUUAUUUAAGAAACCCUUUCUUUUUAUUGAAUACGAGACUCCGCUAUCCCUUUUUUCAUGAUUACUUCUGACUGCUUGUUUUCACAUCACAAAAAAUUUACCAACGUUUUCAUAUUCUUUAAGUUUGAUCAUGAAAUCGGUUUCACUUUUGAAGUUUUAUCCAUACAUAAAAAGAGCCGUUUUUGCAGUCUGUGAUCAUGCGUUGUGGUCAACCGCUCAUUGGGCCGACAAAUCGUCGUUGCCGUGAAGAUGAAGUGAUAAUCAACUCAUUGCUGACUAUCAGCAAAGGUUUCAUAAUUGACACUCGCUCUAAAACUGUUGCCAACGCUGCGAAAGCUAAAGGUUUUUUUUUCAUAUUCAAUGGUCAUCUUUUUUAUGAACUCAGGUGGAGGCACCGAACCUCAAGGUUGUUACGCUCAGUUCCGCUAUGUUCACUGUGCUACGCCAAGAAUUAAGGAAAUGCACGACGCUUUGGCGAGGAUGGUUGAAGGUAAUAAUUCACCGCUUUUUUUCCAAUCCCAAAAGGAAGCAAAAAAAAAACGCCUUCUGAAAGUUAAAAAAAUGGUUUCAAAUUGUGAGCUGUUUUCCGGAACUUCCUGCUCUCCAGGAAGAGGAUAAUUUCUCAUAAAUUUUAGCGGUUAUUUCUCUCAUUUUAAAACCAGUUUUCAGCUUGCAAUGAUGGAAGUGUAUCGACAGACAAGUGGCUGAUGAGAUUGUCCAACUCAGGAUGGCUCCAAUGCAUUUCCGACUGUUUGAACUCGGCCGCCAACGUCGCUCAAUGUGUUCACUGCGAAAGCAACCGGGGUGAGAUAACGUGUAUCGCGACUUCAUGUGGGUGGUUGCGUAACAAGAACAAAAUUUGAUACGGAAAAAACAGUUCAAUUUCCCAGGCCUCAUUCUGUACAAAUAGUUGCUCAAAGCAGUUUUUGGUAGGCAUUACUAAACGCUCAUUCUGCGGCAAAAAAGUUUAAAAUGAAUUCCAUCACUCAUUUUUUUUUGUCAAUUUUAGUUCAAAGUAUCACAAGCCGGCUGCAAAUGAAUUAUCACUAAAUAUGAAAAACCCCAAUAAGGUCGCCUUGUAUGCCAAAUACAAUUACUUUUGUUUUGGAUUCUUUUUUAAAAUGGAAGUUAGAAAUAAAUAUUGCAUGAUAAGCAGGCUAUCCCGUUCAGGUUUGAAUCAAUUUUCUUCUCAGAAGUUCCAGUGAUUGUUCACGGAGGAGAAGGUACAGACACAACUCUUAUUACUACGUCACUUGCUCAAUUGAUACUCGAUUCGGACGCUCGUACAAUUCGAGGGUUUGUUGUCCGUGAGAAAAUAAACGAUUUUAGUAGAGUCUUUUUCCAGAUUUGAGUCUUUGAUCGAAAGAGAGUGGAUCACGGCUGGGCAUCCGUUCAGACUCCGCAACGCGCACGGCGCUUUUGCUGCAGGCCUCAACACUGGCCAGUAUGAAAGCCCAGUUUUUCUGGUUUUUCUCGAUUGUGUUCAUCAGGUGGGAGAAAUAUUAAUUAUUGUAAGAUUAUUUUUUUGAAUGCAAACAUAAUUAUUCAACUUCCAAGUGCUUCUUAGAGUUUUCGGGCACGUAAUUGUUGUUUUUAACAUUCAGAAAUUUCAAAAUAGUGUCCUUGUGAAAAUCAAUUCGAAAACCUUGAUUCGACAAGAAACAUAUUUAUACCAUUGAUAUUAAAAAAAACUUUCAUGUAGUUUUUUUCAUAAAAAAACUAUUCGAAGAAUUGUUUCUAUUUUUCAUUUCUCUCUGUUUUUUUCAGCUCUUGUCUCAAUUUCCACUCACGUUCGAGUUCACCGAGAGUUUUCUGAUUUUCUUGUUUGAACACGCCUACGCAAGCGAGUUUGGCUCUUUCUUGGGCAAUAACGAAAAGGCGAGGGGAGAAUCUCAAGGCGAGACAAUGUUUUUUUCUUUUAGGAAAAAUUUAAAAACGAGGUGAAGAAAAGAACAGUUUCGCUUUGGUCUUAUAUUCACCAUCCCGAGACGCUGCGGCAGUUUAUAAAUCCACUGUACGAUCCAAGGCCCAAAGUUCUUUGGCCCACCGUAGCUCCCCAAUCGAUUGUGAGACUUGAUUUUUUAUUUGGCAGGCGUUUUUUGAUUUUUUCAGCUUAUUUGGGAGAGAUUAUUUUUCCGUUGGCAACGCGAUUGGGCGGAAAUCGAUGGGAUUAGAAGCUCAUCGGAACAUUGGAAACUUCGAGAACGCAGUUUGAUGAGUCGCGCUGCUGUACUUCGAGGGUGAGAGACUGCAGUUUUCUUGAUUUUUUCAAAAAGUUUCUGAAAAAAAAAAUCAAGUUUUGCGCUCCUCAAAUAAAAAAACUGUUUGAUUUAAUAGCAGCUUCUCAUAAAAUCAUCACUUGGAAUUUUUUAUUCAAAACUCAAGCGCUCUAAUCAUUUCGAGCGUCUGAUUUUUGUUGUUCUUGUCAUGAUUUGAUGGUUUUAAGGGUGACGAUCGAGCUGUCAAAAGAAGCAGCAAACCAAAAUGUCAAUGGCGUGAUCGGGAUUUCACAAUGA